AUGACUGGCGACCGAGACGCUAGGAUCCCGGUGGAUAGAGGAUGGGCGUGGAUGGUGAUGGUUGGAUCGUUCGUCAUAUCUACAAUCAAUAUAGGGACAGAAAAAUCUUUCGGAAUUUUCUUCAUAGAAUUUCUUCGACAAUUCAAAGGCACAGUGUUUAUGACUGCAAUGAUUAACACGGUGUGGAAUGUAGUUUUCAGCAUUACAGCCGCUUCAGUCUUAUUAACUGGUUUUAAAAGACUAAGCAUUAGGAUAUCAGUUUUUCUCGGAAUAACGCUCAGUGCUCUCGGAUAUGGCAUCAGCAGCUUUGCUACCGGGCUGGAAUAUCUACUAGUAUCACAGAGUAUCCUCAUUGGUAUGGGAGCAGCGUUCAAAAUUCCACCGAUAUACAUCCUAAUUGGUGAUUAUUUUGACAAGAAAAAAGGUAUCGCGAAUGCUGUUUUUCUAUCCGGAAAUUCCUUUGGUGGAGUGAUAAUGCCACCAUUAUACCGUUAUGUAUUUGAUGAAUAUGGAUUGCGUGGAGGACUUAUAAUCACUUCUGGUAUAAUAUUUAAUUCUCUGGUGGCUGCAGCCUUACUUCGUCCGACUACAUUCUACACGGAUCGUAGUCCACAGAAAUCAUCGUUUGGCAGUGUGGAUAAUAACAGUGCUACGACAGCGAAACCCGACGAGGAAAAUAAUGACCCUUCGCAUCCAUUUCUAGCAAGAGAAGAAGCAGCAAAACAGUCUGCAAACGCCGACAAUACACAAACGAAUGACUCCAAUGAAGCCGUUGAUAGUGCUAUGGAAGAGAAACUUGAAGAGUCAAAUACUGAUCAAUCAUCUCAUUCAGGUGUUGUUUCAAAUCCCAUUAACGGAUAUGCGGAUUCUACACUAUCGGUUGAUCAGUUUGAUAGGAAUGAUGGUCAUGAAGAAAAACAAUGCGAAAUCGGAGAGGGAUGCUUCGUUAAAUGCAAAAAUAAGAUCGAUUGCUCAUUGCUGAAAAACGUUCAUUUUCUACUAUUUCUCUUAAUCUAUUGCAUGGGAAACGUAGCAACGAUGUGCGCCCACAUCUAUAUUCCGACAUAUGCCAGAGAUAUUGGCAUUGAAGACCAACGUAUUGCUAUCAUCGUCUCCCUAUAUUGUGUAUCAGAUUUCGUGGGACGCAUUGUAGCUGGGUUCCUCUCUGAUCAAAAGUGGAUCACUGCAGAACAGAUUGUUGUUCUCUCGCAGAUUGUUGUUGGUGUGGUUCUGCAGUUUACCGUUUACUACACCUCAUUUCUACGCCUGCUGGUGUUUGUCACUAUAUUAGGUUCCACAGCUGGUAUGAUUAUCGCCUUAUUCCCGCCGAUGAUGAUAGACAUUGUGGGUAGAGAUCGGUAUCCUAGUGCUAUGGCUAUAUUCAUUCUGUGGGUUCGUCUGUUUGAAGGAUUCGCUGUACCAGUUUUGGGAUAUUUUCGUGACAUCAACAACACUUUUCACUUAUCUUUUCAUUUGAUGGGAGCAACGUCAUUUGCAGCUGUCGGACUUCUUAUUAUAUUUUUCAUCUUGAAAAGAAAGCGGUCUCGUGACGAAGACGAUGAAGAGAAUACAUAA
Messenger RNA from Ylistrum balloti, 1575 nucleotides. Its product is annotated as monocarboxylate transporter 12-B-like. The transcript has 7 exons. NCBI's taxonomy places the organism in Eukaryota, Metazoa, Mollusca, Bivalvia, Pectinida, Pectinidae. Gene Ontology annotation, molecular function: monocarboxylic acid transmembrane transporter activity. Gene Ontology annotation, biological process: transmembrane transport; monocarboxylic acid transport. Bases 1 to 1575 code for a protein of 524 amino acids. The record is from RefSeq and is a predicted model, not a curated record.